Molecule: messenger RNA, 684 nt
Organism: Aureococcus anophagefferens
Lineage: Eukaryota; Pelagophyceae; Pelagomonadales; Pelagomonadaceae
Exons: 2
Coding region: 1-684 (227 amino acids)
Source: RefSeq, a predicted model, not a curated record
AUGGAGGAGUGGGACCGGGAGAACAAGGCGCUUCGCGAGCGAGAGUACUCGGUUUUCUUGGACCGCCGGAAGAAGAAGAAGGAGCAGCUGCGUCGCGAUCGCUUCAACUCCACCAUCGCUCGUGAGAAGGAGGUCUGGGCCAAGAACGAUGCGCGGCUCAAGGCGAUGCCCGCGGCUGCAAAGGUCCGAUUCGUACGACGCGCCGUGAAUCGGCCGAACGCCUCCGGCGGGUCGCCGCGGACCGCGCCCUUGCGCGAGGACGCGUCGUCGUCGGACGAGGACGCGUCGUCGUCGGACGAGGACGACGACGACAUGGAUCCGGAGGACGCCUUCGGAUACGAGUCGGAGGAGCUCGUCUCCGCCGAGGUCAUCUUCGGCGAGGAGGACGCGCGCGACGCCUACGAGCUCGCGCGCGGCGCCGCGACGCGAGCCGACGGCUACGGAGGACAUCCCGGAAUUCUUCACGACCGAAGACGAGACGGCCGAUCGCUGUAUGAAGGGCUUCUGCGACGACCCGCUCUGCACGCGCGCGCACCAGUGCAGCAGCAAAGAGCGCGGAUGUUGCCACAAGAAGCACGCUCUGCUCCCGGGUCCGGCGGACCGCUGCUUUCCGAUCGAGAAGAAGCACGGGAAGUUGGUGCGCAUGCAGCGGUGCUACACGUGCACCAACGUCGCGCGAGUUGA